AUGUACAUUGAUGUAAAAAUAAACGAGAAGCCAAUCAGGGCUAUGGUGGAUACUGGUGCUAACCACAACUGCCUUGCAUGUACCGAAAUAGAGCGGCUCGAACUUGUUCUGGAAAGGGGUAGUGGAAAAGUCAAAGCAAUCAACUCCACUGCUCAACCAAUAGCUCGAGUAGCGAAGUUGGGAGGAUGGGCGAGAAAAGUAUCUCAGCCAUGCAAUUUAGUAAGGGUUUUAAGAGAAAUGAACCUUUUUUUGUGCACUCUUCGAUUAGAGGAGAUCGAAAAGGUGAAUGGUCUUAUUCCAAUACCCAUUAAAAGGUUUAUUCAAGAAUUUGAGGACAUCAUACCGGACGAAUUAGCAAAGAAAUUACCACCAAGAAGGACGAUUGAUCAUGAGAUUGAAUUUAUUCCAAGUGCCAAACCUCCCGCUAGGGCACCAUACCGUAUGCCUCAGCCUCAGCUUGAAGAGCUUAGGAAGUAA
Molecule: messenger RNA, 477 nt
Organism: Olea europaea var. sylvestris
Lineage: Eukaryota; Viridiplantae; Streptophyta; Magnoliopsida; Lamiales; Oleaceae
Exons: 2
Coding region: 1-477 (158 amino acids)
Biological process (GO): proteolysis
Molecular function (GO): aspartic-type endopeptidase activity
Source: RefSeq, a predicted model, not a curated record